ACGACCACGACGGGAUCAAGGUGAACAUAGGGCUAGACGACUCGGAAGGCUUCAAGAGUGGACUCAACGUGAUGAUGCUGCCGACUGCCAGCUCGUCUUAAGGCAGAUGCGUGUAACUAGACGCUUUGAACCGAUAAGGUUCGCUGGGCUGUGGACUUUGGUUCCGCAGUCCUGGGAGGCGUCCUAUUUGCAGACUGGAAAUAGAACGCAGCAAAUGAACUUGGGGGAGACGCCACUUCUGAAUGGGCACGCAAAGGCACGGGCACGCAAACGCGAAUGCUCUUAGCGUCAUCGAUCCGCCGCCAGACAUGCGUAUGCGUGACUCGGCGGCUGGGAUCGCGCUGUCGACGCCUCCGUCAUCAGACAAUGGACAUUCCGCCGCAGAAAGGAUGGGCUCAGUGACGGAACUCUGAAGGGACACUCGGCCAAGCGCUCCGAGUACGUCGGCAUCACCCGAGCGCGUAGGCGGCGCAGAUCUCUCCCAAGUCUGCAAUGAGCGACGUGUCGAUGCGCCAUUGUUUGCCUCCUGGGGCUGUCCAGCAGCAGCAGCGGGCAUAUGUCCAUCUCUUCGCUUCUGCGCUCCCCUGUCCUGGAACCGCCGCCCCUGCAUCGCUCCCGAAUCUUGACAUCGACCGGAUGGGUAUGCGGAACGAGAACGCGCGCAGAUGCAGUAUCAUGCGCACGCUAGCGAUAGGAUGCAGCGUUGUCAGGUUGAAGGAGUUGAAGGGGAGGAAGAGGAGGGGGUUUUCCAAAGGAGGGGAGGUCUUGGAGAAUCUCUCGGCGGAUGGGCAUUUGCCGUCGAGUGAUAGACACGGGUAUGGUACCUCCUCCGAAGGACACUCGCAAGCUUUCAUCGUAGAUUAGGCUGUACCGGUGUUUGUGCAGGUGCAGCCCCUCGUACCCCGCCGUCCUCAGCCGAGGGGAUGUGAUUCCUCCUCUACGCGCGCAUGGGCUAGUGCUCACCGUCGUCACUCCGUUUGAGGCAUAACACAAGUCGGGAGCGUCUGUUGGAGAAGAACUUUGCUUUACGGACCUGACGGCGUCAUAUUCUGCGGGUUCGAUUGUUCUUGGUGGGACGUCGUUGUUGCCUGUGCAUGACGCUGUCGCUGCGGAGCAUUUGUUGUUGGUGGGUGGAGACGGUGGGGUGCCGAAGGAUGUGGCCCCGUCGAAGGCGUCUUCUCCAAUCGAGGGCACCGCUGACCUUGAGAAUGAUAUUUUUGGUACGUUUUGGAAUUGGGCACCCCAUUCGACACCAGCAGCUCAAGCGACCCUCUCCUUUCCCCGUUCAGAACGUCCUAGGCCAGGGCUCUAACUGGCUCUCCAUCGUCGUUGGCUCCACAGGCGAAGAACCUGAGCUUGAAGCGCUGAACAGUGCCACGAACUCUUCCGUAAUCGCCGUAUGUGAUACUGGCCCGCGACGCCCAAAGCAGGAUAGACUCCGCCCUCCGUGCGAGCUGCGCGACUGUCAUGUCCUACCUUGGCGUGCGUCCUGGGCCUGUCCGACGUCCCCGCCCCAACCGCACCAGGCUGAGCUCAUACCCACGGACAUGUCGAUCCUCCAGGGCUACCUCGACUCCACGCCCAGUGCCGGCACAAAGCAAGGUGAAGACCCGCUCGCACAGGCGCUUGAACACAUGACGCGUCCUAAGCUGUCGCGGGCGGCUACUAGCGAAGGCUUCUUUUUGCCUAGACUUGCCUUGUCGCGUUCUGGGACGGCCGAGAACGCAGCGCUCAGCGCUCGCAUCUUUCCUUCCCGCGUCUGUACAUGCGACCACAGAAGCGUCUCGUUCUGCGGUGUGAUCAGCGUCGCGUACGUAUUCUUCACAUUACAGUCCGUUCUUCGGCUUAUGAUCUCCUUUGCACCGUUAUAUCUUAUUCAAUAUUGUUUAUUUUAUUUUCUCCUCUCUCGCUUUCUUUUUUCCUAUCUCUAUUCGAAUUCUCUCCCUCCAUCUAUCGCGUAGCACUACUCCUUAAAUUUAAACCUGCACCUACACGCCCAUCGUGCCUCGCAUCAUCAGGAUUUCUUGACCCAUUUUUUGACGUGUCGGU
Molecule: messenger RNA, 2049 nt
Organism: Coniophora puteana RWD-64-598 SS2
Lineage: Eukaryota; Fungi; Basidiomycota; Agaricomycetes; Boletales; Coniophoraceae
Exons: 4
Coding region: 1095-1961 (288 amino acids)
Source: RefSeq, a predicted model, not a curated record